AUGGCAACUUGUGCAACUGUGCACACGCCAACGUGGCCCAUGCGCGCGUCCAUUCAUGCAGGCGAUGACAAUCUUCCUAACUUGGCUCUGCGUCAGGCAGUGUACGCAUCAUCAGUGUACCUGUGGGGUGACACUUACCUCUACCCAGGUUACGCGGUGGAUGGAGUCACCGAGUAUCCAAGUCCCCUCGAUGCAUCCACCUUAAGCUUAUUUCACUCGGAAGCCUCGGACUCGGCGCCUUGGAUUUCUGUUGACCUGGGUGCCGUGGCACUUGUGAAGCGGGUUGUCAUCGUCAACCGGUGUGAUUGCUGUCCGGAACGACUGCAGAGUGCAGAGCUGCGCAUUGGGAACGUCAGCAUUACUCGGGGGAUUUAUGCAGCAGGAGGGGGUGAUACACGCAACAUUACAGGGAACCUCCUGGUCUGGCGACAAGAUGCCGAUGUAGGCAUGUGCGCUUCAAAGAUCAUCGCGUUUGACACGCCCAAGGUUGGACGAUGGGUCACGUUACAAAACAAGUACCCUCUUCUACAAGUCUCGGAGAUCCAAGUCUUUGGAUAUUACGCCGCCUCCGCAGUGUGCGCCAAUGUGCUGCCUGGUACGGGUUACGACUGCCGUUACUGGGUAUUCAGGCAGAGCGACUAUACCUGCACCCUCAAACGUGACGAGGGAGCAGGACCCGGCUUCUUCAUGGAUCCAAAAACUGUGGCGGGCGGAGUGAGACCUGUGGCCCUCUUGGGCACCCGAGGAGCGGCCCCCUGGUACUACAACUCCUUUGUUGACCCAAGUGCGCAAUGGAUCUGGUCACGUGGCGGCGCAUCACAGUCAAUUCCUGGCGCCCCCACAAACCCCGUAACUACUUUUAGCUACAUUUACACGGCUGCAAGUGUGAUGACUGCCUACAUAUAUAUCGCCGCAGACGAUUACGUCUGGAUUUACAUCAACGGCAUGCAGACGGGUACCAGCAGGCUCAUUAGGGGUUGGGAUGGCACUCCUAUUCCGCCAGUGCCAGUGACACUGCAGAAGGGGCCCAACCUCAUUCAAAUGCGGGUCCAGAACCGUGCUGAUCGCACCACUGCCGGUGUCAUCAUGUCGCUUCAAGACUCAAGUGGGCGGGUGCUGGCCCGUUCCAAUGCGUCCUGGGUAUGGUCCGAGAGAGCCAUCCGUGUAGAAGAUACUCCACCGCCAGUGCGGUGCAUGCGAACUCAAUUUAGUGGGGCCGGCAAAUGUACAACAGCCCCCACAGGUCUGAGGUUCUGGGGCUACGGCAGAAUGGUCGUCGUCUACCGUGUUGUGUACAUCUAUGCGGAUGGCACCCGCUCCCCUUCCAGCACCCGGACCAUGUCGCUCACCGAGCGCACUUAUUGCGCACCCUGGGUGUAUGUGGAGUUCUCUUCACCCAUCGCGACACUGUUGGCAAGUGGACCGCCUGGCAAGCCCCGCACUGGCAUUAUGCUUCAGCGGUCAGGCGCCGUCACAUGUGAUGGCUCUCCACCAGCUAACUGGGAUACCAACGCCUUCAUUGACAUCGUCCGCCUUGACAGCACGAAGGAUUACGGAGAUGGUGGCGGCUGCCGGAUAGUCUCCGACAGUGCCGUCCAUUGUCUCGAUUUUAUGCGUGCGGGCUACCCAUCCGCGCCACCUGUGUCUGCAUGGCGCUGGGCAGGCGGCAGCACUGCUCCCACGCCAACUUACUCAUCCCUUGGCAGAUCUGCACCGGCCCUGGUCUUUUAUGGCUCAGGUGGAUUCAACGUGACGUACUCCUUAUCGUACAACUACAGUACUGGAUACCGCAGCGUGCCAUCACCGAACAGGCUGUGGGCUGCACAUGCGAACAGGUCACAGCCCUCCAUCUUCGUGGAAUUCUCUGUGCCGUUGUUGCUGGGCCAGGGUGACAGUGUGGUGCUGCAGCGCUAUGAAGAGGAUUGGGGACUGGUUGAUGUGGACCGUAUAGGGGCCGUGCAAGCCAAUGGCAGCUCCUGGCUGUUGUUCACGGACUCGUUACCACCAUUCUUUGGACCUUAG
Molecule: messenger RNA, 2022 nt
Organism: Volvox carteri f. nagariensis
Lineage: Eukaryota; Viridiplantae; Chlorophyta; Chlorophyceae; Chlamydomonadales; Volvocaceae
Exons: 6
Coding region: 1-2022 (673 amino acids)
Source: RefSeq, a predicted model, not a curated record